This is a messenger RNA of Parathielavia appendiculata, 1308 nucleotides long. RefSeq lists its product as uncharacterized. The transcript has 3 exons. The record is from RefSeq and is a predicted model, not a curated record. Lineage: Eukaryota; Fungi; Ascomycota; Sordariomycetes; Sordariales; Chaetomiaceae. The coding region runs from base 1 to 1308 and encodes 435 amino acids.
AUGGCAUCCCGCGGCUCACUCACCUCACCGCCAACCAACCCCACCACCACCAAUACCACCAGGACCAACGCUGCCAAUAACAACAACCACGCGCGGGAAAGCUUGUUGAGCCGCAAGAAGAAGGAAAUUGUGGACAGAUCUAUGGCUCUCUUUCAGCUGUCUCUGGAUCGAUGUCUUGAAAACUCAGCCGCUGCUGCCGUUUCUUCUGGCCUCCCCGCCACCGCCCCCGGCGGGGCCGCCGGUGUUGGCGUGGUGGGGGGGAGGAGGAGGGUAAAGAGGGGUCGGGAGGAGGAUGAGUUUGAUGAGCAGGGUGGAAGUGUAGGUGAUGUGAAAGGGGAUGUGGUGGGUGGGAAGACCAAGAAGAAGAGGGAGAAUCCGAAGGAGGCUAUAAAGGGCGGGAAGAAGUUUGCUUGUCCGUUUUGCAAGCAUGAUCCGGGCAAGUAUAAGAGUAUCAAGACUUGUUGUGGGCCGGGCUGGGAUGAUGUUCAUCGGGUUAAGGAACACAUCUACCGCCGACACUCGUGGAAGAGUUUCUGCCCGCGCUGCUUUGAGCACUUUGAUAAGCCCGAGUCGCUCAAGAGUCAUCAGCGCGCCAACGUCCCCUGCAAGCUGAGGGAGAGAGCCCCGGACGCGAUUACCGAGGAGCAGGAGAAGCUGCUCCGCGCCCGAGCCAAGUCACACUGCUCUGAAGAGAUGAAGUGGAAGGAUAUGUACCGGAUUAUCUUUCCGGACGAGAAGGUUCCGUCGCCGUACUACGAAACAGAAACAGGCGGUUCGCACAAGGCCGGAAAAUCCCGCUUCCAGAGCGUGGACGAGGCCAAGGAGUUCCUGCGCACCGAGAUCCCACGCCUCGUCCGGCCCGAAAUCGAACAGUACGUCACCACGCUCCUCGAGGAGGUGCAGGAGAAGGUGCACCAGAGGACGGCCGAUAUCAUCCGCAACGUCGAGACGAAGGUGCUCAUGACGUUUCAUUUCCAGGAGGAGCAGGCAUCGGCUGCUGCUGCUACCAGUGCUGUGCCUGGCCUCGGCCGUGGUUCGACCGAGCCCAGCCCGCUGCCGAGUCCAGCUGCUGUUGGCCCAGAGAUGUCGUCCAGACUUGAGCAGCUCCUUGAGGAGUACAAGGACGAUCAAUAUGUUAGUGAGCUGUGCAGUAACGUGCAGUUGGACCUGGAGGACUUUUUUGCGGGGAAUCAGGAGUUUGGCGGGUGUGACGGGUUCAGCCAGGAUUCGGCUUACUGGACGUCGUCGUCCAAUGGUGGGCAGGGGUCGUAUUCUGUGGACGGUGAGGCUUACGUGCACCGGUAUUGA